Molecule: messenger RNA, 1821 nt
Organism: Xiphophorus maculatus (southern platyfish)
Lineage: Eukaryota; Metazoa; Chordata; Actinopteri; Cyprinodontiformes; Poeciliidae
Gene: aasdhppt
Product: aminoadipate-semialdehyde dehydrogenase-phosphopantetheinyl transferase
Exons: 7
Coding region: 226-1101 (291 amino acids)
Cellular component (GO): cytosol
Molecular function (GO): magnesium ion binding; holo-[acyl-carrier-protein] synthase activity
Source: RefSeq, a predicted model, not a curated record
GAAUGUAGCGGUGUCAAAGAAGCAACGUAAACAGAAAGGUCGGUUUAAUUUUUAUCUGCUUUGGUUUACCAGCUCCAGCAUUUCUUCAUCUGUAUCUCUCCGCGACCCCAAAACCUUAAAUACAACACAAUUAAGUUUGUUUAUGCUGGGACGCCAUGCUAAAGGUAGCUUCUUGUGAUCAGCGGGAAGUUUUGCAGGAGUUAAGAUGACUCGGGGUGAGCAGGCAUGGGCUCUGUCCGCUGGGGUUUCCGCUGCGGGUCGUGGACACCGAGCAGGUCCGAAUGGUUGUUCGCUGCUCGGUGUGUCCAGCAAGAAGAGAAGGACAGGAUCGGACAGUUUGUCUUCGCUAAGGAUGCUAAGUCAGCGAUGGCUGGACGGCUGUUGCUCAGGAAAUUUGUUUGUGAGGUGAUGGGAAUCCCCUGGUCACAGAUCAGAUUAAACCGAUCCCCUAGAGGGAAACCAUAUCUAGCUGCCCCUCUCCAGGUCACUCCUGGUUCUGAUCCACCCUGGAGUUUCAACAUCUCCCACCAAGGCGACUAUGCUGUGCUUGCUGCACAACAGGGGAUGCAGGUUGGAGUAGAUGUGAUGAAGACCACACUGCCAGGUAGCAACUCCAUCCCGGAGUUUUUCCGCAUCAUGACUCGUCAGUUUACAGCGCACGAAUGGAGCACCAUCCAAUCAGCAGGCUCGGAGCGCCAGCAGCUUGCCGCGUUCUACCGCCACUGGACCCUGAAGGAGAGCUUCAUCAAGGCCAUCGGCACAGGUCUGGGUUUUAACCUGCAGAGGGCAGAGUUCCACCUGUCGCCCGAGCUGCUCACACAGGGCACGGUGCUGCGCCAGACCAAGAUGCAUCUGGAUGAGGAACCAGAGGAUUUGUGGAUAUUUGAAGAGAGUCUGCUGGACGUUGACCAUCACGUUGCCGUUGCACUCGGACCAGCAGACGAGGCCGGCUCCGCACCUCUUCCUCCUCCCGCCGCGUUCACGCUGCUGUCGUUCGGCGAACUCAUAGCCUCGGCCUCGCCGCUGACAGAAGAAGACGCUGCCUACUGGGAUAGCUUCAGGAUGAAGGCCGAGGCUCCGCAGAGACAGAGGGAUACAUAGAUAUCUGGCUGACAACCUGUCUCACGCUGACAUUCACCUGCCCAACACACACACACACACAAACCUUUCAGAAGUGCCAAGGAGGAAACACAAGUUCACUGACAUUGAAGCUGCUUUCUUAUUCCACACAAGUCCAGUCAAGUGCUGUCAAGUUUCUUUGCAGACCUAAAAAUCUGAAGUUUGCCUCCAAGGAAUCAGCACCAUCUAUCUUUGGAACUCUGCCGAAGAAGGAACGUCUUUCAACUCGCAGAAGCUGUUCAACUUUUCAUGCUGUUUGGAUUUGCGCUGUGCUUUUCUUCCAGUAUUUUUUUCAGCAUGAUGAGGAUCUUUCUUGAAGAGCCUAAUUGAUAUUUGAAAGAUAAGUGGAAGAUAAAUGCAUAAACUUCGGCCAAGGUAAAUUAUGCUAUAGAAGCGUAGAUAUUUACAUUUCUGAUAUCUGAACUCACAGAUGAUAUAUAUAUUUCUACAGGAUAUACGAAUUUAUUUUCCAAAGUGGUCUAAGUAUUAUUUUUUUAUUAAUCAAUUUGUUUUCCGUGCCUCUCAUGAUGCUCAUGAUGAUGAUGACGGUAUGUUCAUUUGUCAAAAUCUGGCCUAUAAUGUUGUAUUCAAUUAUAAAAUAACAAUGUUAAUAACAAUGAGUGAUACAUUUCCCUCACUAAGACUCUGGAUAAUAUUGAUGUAAAAGUUCAGGAGAAAUACAAAAACACUUCCGCCUUCUUA